This is a messenger RNA of Zychaea mexicana, 612 nucleotides long. RefSeq names its product 40S ribosomal protein S5. Gene Ontology annotation, cellular component: cytosolic small ribosomal subunit; ribosome. Lineage: Eukaryota; Fungi; Mucoromycota; Mucoromycetes; Mucorales; Lichtheimiaceae. Gene Ontology annotation, molecular function: rRNA binding; mRNA binding; structural constituent of ribosome. The transcript has 4 exons. Gene Ontology annotation, biological process: ribosomal small subunit assembly; translation. The coding region runs from base 1 to 612 and encodes 203 amino acids. The record is from RefSeq and is a predicted model, not a curated record.
AUGGUUGCUCUUAACGUGCCCGCUGACAUCUUGGCCAGCGCUGACGGCUCCCCCAAGCUCUUCAACAAGUGGUCCUAUGAGGAAGUUGAAGUGAAGGACAUUUCGCUCCAGGAUUACAUUCAGGUCCGCCAGCACACCUACUUGCCCCACACUGCUGGCCGUUUCGCUGUCAAGCGUUUCCGCAAGGCCCAGUGCCCCAUCGUUGAGCGUUUGACAAACUCGCUCAUGAUGCACGGUCGCAACAACGGCAAGAAGUUGAUGGCUGCCCGCAUUGUUCAGCACGCCUUCGAGAUCAUCAACUUGUUGACCGAUCAGAACCCUAUCCAGGUUCUUGUUGAUGCUAUCAUCAACACCGGUCCCCGUGAAGACUCGACCCGUAUCGGUUCCCAGGGUACCGUCCGUCGUCAGGCCGUUGAUGUUUCUCCUCUCCGCCGUGUCAACCAGUCCAUUGCUUUGUUGACUACUGGUACCCGUGAGGCUGCUUUCCGCAACGUCAAGACCAUCUCUGAGUGCCUUGCUGACGAGCUUAUCAACGCCGCCAAGGGUUCUUCCAACUCGUAUGGUAUUAAGAAGAAGGACGAGCUUGAGCGUGUUGCCAAGUCCAACCGCUAA